AUGCCAAGACGAAGUUCAUACGAAACAAAAAAUCUAUCUUGCUAUUUCCGUCCCUUCUAUGUAUGCCUGAUCAAACCCUUCUUCCAUGCCCAAGUCUACCAAUUCUCUUCACCUUUCCACCAAAUGGCGGAUGAUGAAAACUCCGGCCUUGUUCUUAAACUAAUCAUUUUCCUAAUAGCAGCCGCUUCUGCCGCCGUGUUCGUCACCAUAUACCAUUGCAUCACGGCGGGUAACAUCCAUGUCUUACUGCGCUUCCGCCGAAACCCACCUCCACGACCAACUUUCGUCUCCACCACGGGACAACCCGACCCGCAAUUUAGUAUUGAGACAUCAGUGGCCGAACUCCUUCCAACACACAAAUUUCAGGACACUGGCUUGAUCGGAGUGGACGAUAAUAUGUGUGCAGUUUGCUUGUCGGAGUUUGAAGAAGAUGAAGAAUUGCGUACACUGCCGGAGUGUAAGCACUCGUUCCAUGUACAGUGUAUCGACAUGUGGCUUUAUUCGCAUUCGAAUUGCCCCAUGUGUCGCACCGUUGUUUUGCCUUCUCCGUUGAUGCUUUCGCAGUUGCUGGAUUCGAAUUCGGGGACGGAAAGUGCACGGGUCGAUAUUGUAUAA
Messenger RNA from Fraxinus pennsylvanica, 615 nucleotides. Lineage: Eukaryota; Viridiplantae; Streptophyta; Magnoliopsida; Lamiales; Oleaceae. The record is from the annotation of a GenBank genome assembly.